Molecule: messenger RNA, 2710 nt
Organism: Clarias gariepinus (North African catfish)
Lineage: Eukaryota; Metazoa; Chordata; Actinopteri; Siluriformes; Clariidae
Product: opioid growth factor receptor-like protein 1
Exons: 8
Coding region: 301-2403 (700 amino acids)
Cellular component (GO): membrane
Molecular function (GO): opioid growth factor receptor activity
Source: RefSeq, a predicted model, not a curated record
GGAAACAUUGGGGAAACGAAAUUUCGCCUGUUCUACCCGUUUAAGGGUUAAUGGUUGAUUUUGAUCUCAUACUUUAAUAGCUUAUAAUGAGUUGUUUUCGUAAGCGCUUUGGUAACCUAGUCGCGAAUUGAAAUUGUUGCAGGAAGAAGUUUUACUUUCGUUUCCCAGAAAAGUACAGUAUGGGCGUUACAGUUUGUACUUAAUCUGCUCUGUCGGUCUCUGCUGUUUCUCAUUCGACUUCCUCGUUCUGUUCGCUUCUACUUCAUUACGAGCUUGUUUAAAGCAUUAAAGAGAUCUGGCAUGUCUCUGACAUAUUGGGCAAUGGGAAACACACACAACUCAAAUUAUUAUUAUAACGAGGAAUAUGACUCGACAUGGGAAAGAGAAGAAGGAAGUGACCAUGAAGAGACUACAGAGGUUUUUAGGCCAUUCAAAGCCACGUAUGCUGCAAAAGACAUGCAAACCUUUAGACACAAGUAUCGGAAAACCCUGCCUCCUGACUAUAACGAUGACUAUAAAGAUGAGGAAUAUCUGGAGGAUGACGAAGUGCUACCGAAUCUGAACUUUUACAGAAAUAACAUUCCUUUCGAGCCUCAGGGUGUGUUUAUUGACUAUUUUCACAAUGAGUGGGUUGGUGACUAUGACAAACUGGAAUAUGUGCACUCCUACAUUCAAUGGCUGUUUCCAAUUCAGGAGAAGGGAAUGAACUUUGAAUCACGUGAACUUAGCCUGAGAGAAAUCCAGGAGUUCCGUAAAGAUGAGGAGGUGAAGAGAAGAUUGUUGACAUCUUACAAGCUCAUGUUGGACUUCUAUGGAAUAAAACUUGUUGAUGAGGAAACUGGAGAUGUGGAACGUGCAUUUAACUGGGAAGAGAGAUUUAAAAACCUAAAUAGAAACCCUCACAACAAUCUUCGCAUUACCCGCAUUUUGAAGUGCCUGGCAUUAUUGGGGUUUCCACGCUAUCAAAAACCACUGGUUCGCUUCUUCCUUGAGGAGACUUUGGUGAGGGAAACACUUCCACGAGUGAAACAAAGUGUUUUGGACUACUUUAUGUUCGCAGUUGUGGACAAGACUGAACGACAAGAGCUGGUCAGGUUUGCCUUUGAUCAUUUCAAGCAAAAAAAUGAAUUUGAGUGGUGUCCUAGAAGGAUUUGUAAUAAAUGGUUGAAGGAACUGGAGAAAGGGACAGAGAGCCAGAAUCUAAAUGCUGAUUCCACUAAAGAGGUGUCAAGUGAUUUAACUUUUCAAAAUGAUGAGACGAAAAAGGAAGAUGAAAACAAAACAGACACUAAUGAAGACACAAGUAAUGGAAAAUAUGUUGACAGCAAAGGCAAAAAUGAUGAAAAUGUAUCAGGUGAGAGUCAAGAUCCUAAAGAAAAAGCUUCACCACUCUCUGCAGCAGGAAAUGCAAAUAAAAGUGAAACUAAUGAAGAAUUUGAAGCUCCAUCAUCAGUUGAUUCUGACGGUCACACAAAUUCAGAAGAUCAAGCUGCAAUCCAGGAGGGUGAUGAUAAAAACUCUGACAGUAUUACAAGCAGUGAUGAAAGCCCCAGUGAAAACGCAAAAGAAACUUCCAAUCAGAGCCCCACAAUAGAGAAAUGUGCACAAGAUGCAUCUCCAUCAAGCAUAAACUCAGGGAUUACGCAGAAAUAUGAUGGAACCCACGAAGAUGAAUCUAAGCCAUGCAAUUUAAAAUCACAGCAUACUGAAAGUGAUUCCAAAGAACACGAAUCAGGAGAAAUGAAGAAGAGUGGUAGUGCAUCACCAGGAGACUGUGUGGCAAAUUCUGCACACUCUGAUGAAGAAAAAUCAACAGAUAUGAAUAGUCAGAAAUAUACUGGGUCUGUUGAAGAGGCCAAAGUGCCAAGUAGCGCCUUAGGACAAACCUCUGAUAAAGACUCAUCAAAUAGUGAAAGUAUAGACACACAUGGAUCAGACAGAAACAUAAAUUGUGAAAGUGGGGAAAUUUCAGAAGAAGAUCAGGCUAAAUCUGGUCCCACACAUCAACCUCCAACCACUUUGAAAUCACCUAUAUCACAAGAAAACAUGACAAAUCCACUUAAAGGAAAUGAAGACCAAAGCCAAGGCAAUGUAAUGUUUAAUCAGCUAAAGGCCACCUCAGAAGAUCCAGUACAUCAAUCUGUUGUAGAUAUUGCUGAAGAAUCUUCUGAUGAGAAUGCUGGUAGUGCUGUCACAUCACUGAAUAAUGAAUAUUCAGAUUCCAAAGAAGUUAAGAAUAGUAAAGAAUGCAAAACUCUCAAGAAUGAUGUUAGCUCAUCUCAUGUUACUCCUGAUGAAGAUAAAGAGGCAGGAGAGAGCAGCAAAGAGGAGUCUGUUGAGGAAAUUGGGUGUGUCAAAAAUGGAGACGCGAAAAAACAUGAAUAUUUUAAUACUCAGUUAUAAAUGCUACUUUACCAGAGAUGUUUAAGUGAUUGUUAUUAGUGGGGCACAUUUAAUUAAAAUAUGUUUUAUUAAUUAAUUAAUAUAUUUCUCUCUCUUUAUUUGAUAUAAUCUUAUAUGGUGGAUCCAAAGCCUAACCCAGAAACAGGUGAUAAAAACACACUGGAUGCAAUUUAUAAAAAUUAUAUUUUUGCGCUUCAGAUUUCCACAAAUAUAUAAGGAUGUAACCUGUAAAAAAAUAAUAUGAUAAAAUUUUGUAUGGAUUUUGUUGCUGACAAAUAUUAGGUGUAAUAAAUAGUGGAUGAACUGA